UGAUGGAUUCAAAUAAUAUCCAGCAGCUUGGAUCAAUUCUCUUCUCCUAUCUUUUCCACUUGCCCUACACCACGUACAAGAUUGCACCACUCCUGCAAGCCAAAGAAAGUGAUGCUUCUCCUCAUGAGGUAGGUAACAUCAUCAAUUUCCUGCAAAGGGCCAGUUGAGAGAAGAUGAUCCUAUGCUUUUUGAUCUUUCUUUCAAAGAGUACAUCAUCCUGGAAAAAUUAUGCAAGAAGGGAGGGAGGCAUUAGACGUUUGAGCAGAGAAUACAAAGGAAAAAGUUGACCCUCUUCGUGCAGCCGUAUUUCCACAUCAUAUUGGAAGGGAGAUAUUUCUCACUUUUCCUCUUCCUCAUCAAAUCUAUAAAAAUCGUGCUCACUUUGAAGCUGCCAUUUGGAUGGGGGAUCUUUUUUAUGUACUGGUUAUAGUGGAUUCGAGGGCAUAUAAGAGGAGAUACAGAUGGGGAAAGUAGUGUGCCUCAAAAGAAGAAUACAACGCGGAUGUUUGGAUUUGGAUCUAAUGAUGAGACAGGCACUCAAAUUCCAACCCAAGCCCAAUCGAUUGUGGAAGGAUCAGGUUCAGUUAUGGUUUCUGAGUUCAAACCAGUUCCUGAUGUUGAUUAUCUACAGGAGUUACUGGCCAUUCAACAACAAGGUCCUAGAGCCAUUGGCUUCUUUGGAACGCGAAAUAUGGGUUUCUUGCAUCAAGAACUUAUUGAGAUUCUUAGCUAUGCAAUGGUUAUAACGAAGAACCACAUCUAUACUUCAGGAGCAUCUGGAACCAAUGCAGCAGUUAUCAGAGGUGCAUUGAGGGCUGAAAAACCAGAACUGCUUACUGUCAUUUUGCCACAAAGUUUGAAAAAACAACCUCCUGAAAGCCAGGAAUUGUUAUCCAAAGUUAAGAAUGUGAUAGAGAAGCCCCACAAUGAUCAUUUAUCUUUAAUAGAAGCUAGCAGGUUGUGUAAUAUGGACAUCAUUUCGCACGUGCAGCAGGUCAUUUGCUUUGCAUUUCAUGAUAGUAGGUUGCUCAUGGAAACAUGUCAAGAGGCAAAAAAUCUCCGGAAAAUUGUCACGCUUUUUUAUCUCGACUAAGAAGUAGGUGGAAAAUCUGUAAAUACAUUAUUUAACCGAUAUUACAUAUUUCGCCUAAUUUUGCUUGUAAAGUUGCUAUCGUUGAUGCUGCCUGCUGGUGCUCAAAGUUUUCCAAUCAUUGUGACAGUGGAAAAGAGGCCAAUUUGCCUUUCCAAAGAGAUUUUUAUUUUUUAUGUUUGAUAGCUUUUUUUUCCUUUUUCUUUUGAAAUAAAAAACGACAAAGGGGCAACCAACCUUCCCUUUUGAAUA
Molecule: messenger RNA, 1342 nt
Organism: Cucumis melo (muskmelon)
Lineage: Eukaryota; Viridiplantae; Streptophyta; Magnoliopsida; Cucurbitales; Cucurbitaceae
Exons: 6
Coding region: 503-1093 (196 amino acids)
Molecular function (GO): S-adenosylmethionine-dependent methyltransferase activity
Source: RefSeq, a predicted model, not a curated record